AUGAAUGCAAAAAAAUCUCAAGCAGAGAAUCCCCAGCAGAGAGACAGGUAAGCAAAGUGCAGGUUGGCAAAUGGAGAUUUUAGAGAGAGAAAGUAACAAAUUUAGAGAGAGAAAGAGACGGACAGACUGGCAAUUAUAGGAAACCAAGCGAAGGUUAAGCAACCUCUAUCCUUGUUUGUUUUUGUUUUCUAUAUAUAUAAAACCUUAAAUUAAAUUGAGACAUUCUUUGAUUUCUUAUUCUUAUUAUUUUUUGGUUUUUGUUUUUUUGCGAAAUUUCUUACGAGGUGCCUCUGGAACUUGGAUCCAUCUUCAAGAAUCAGAGUUACCUUUGAUAUUUCGCCACCAUGAGUCUCUUCGGUCUUGGUAGCAGAAACCAGAAAACAUUUCGUCCAAAAAAGAGUGCUCCAACUGGAAGUAAGGGUGCUCAACUUCAAAAACACAUCGAUGCUACAUUGGGUAGUGGGAACUUGAGGGAAGCUGUGAAGCUGCCUCCUGGUGAAGAUAUCAAUGAGUGGCUUGCUGUAAACACUGUGGACUUCUUUAAUCAAGUGAAUAUCAUGUUUGGUACGUUGACCGAAUUCUGCACGCCGAGUAACUGUCCUACGAUGACUGCAGGACCGAAGUAUGAGUAUCGAUGGGCUGACGGCGUUACUAUCAAGAAACCAAUAGAGGUAUCUGCUCCAAAGUAUGUCGAGUAUUUGAUGGAUUGGAUUGAAUCUCAGCUAGAUGAUGAAACAAUUUUCCCUCAAAGAUUAGGGGCUCCUUUUCCACCCAAUUUCAGAGAUGUCGUCAAGACAAUAUUUAAGCGAUUAUUCCGUGUAUAUGCUCACAUUUAUCACUCACAUUUUCAGAAGAUUGUGAGUUUGAAGGAAGAAGCUCACUUGAAUACUUGCUUCAAGCAUUUUGUUUUAUUUACUUGGGAAUUCCGGUUGAUCGAAAAAGCGGAGCUAGCACCUCUUGAGGACCUUGUUGAUUCAAUUAUACAAUUAUAGUGCUGUUUAUUUUCCUUCUCUUUCAUUCAUUUUGGAAAGGUUAGACAUUGGAAGGUUGGGUAUACAUUUUUGUCGGCUUAUUAUCAUGCCCUUGUGAUAUACUUUGCUAAAUGGAAAACCUUUAGCCACUUUUUUCUAUUUGUGCCUGCAUUGUUGGUAUGGUUUGCUGAAAAAUCUUUGUGAAUCAAGCUAAACAGCGAGCCAAUUAUCGAUGCAUUGACGCUUUAUUUUUCCUAGAUGGUGUUUCUAUAUUUUGAAGUACUUUUUGCUUGUUUUUCCU
This is a messenger RNA of Medicago truncatula (barrel medic), 1272 nucleotides long. RefSeq names its product MOB kinase activator-like 1A. The transcript has 7 exons. The record is from RefSeq and is a predicted model, not a curated record. Bases 345 to 992 code for a protein of 215 amino acids. NCBI's taxonomy places the organism in Eukaryota, Viridiplantae, Streptophyta, Magnoliopsida, Fabales, Fabaceae.